Messenger RNA from Oryza sativa Japonica Group (Japanese rice), 1871 nucleotides. The record is from RefSeq and is a predicted model, not a curated record. NCBI's taxonomy places the organism in Eukaryota, Viridiplantae, Streptophyta, Magnoliopsida, Poales, Poaceae.
GAUUCUGAAUUUUCCCAGGAAUCUGAGCGGCCGCAAGGCGUCACGCGAAACCCGUCCAACCCAACUCCACUCCAUCCUCUGCAGCCGCAGUUGUGACGGAGACUCCAAGGCCAUCACCAUCCACCCGCUCUCCUCCUCCUCCUCCUCCGCUUGAUCCCUCCAUCUCCUCGAUCGAUCUCCACACUCCACUGCGCACUGCACCAGCAACGCCCCCCCCUGAUCCCUCUCCACGGCUGCACCGGAGAUGGCUUCCGCCCCCUUCGCCGUCUCCUCCUCACCGGCGGCUUCCGCCGUGGCCGCGCGCUCCAAGGUGUUGCGAGGAGGGAGGAGCGAGGCGAGGACUGGAUGCCGCCUGGGGAUCACGAGGAAGAAUUUUGGACGUGUCAUGAUGGCCCUUGCAGUAGAUGUCUCUCGUUUUGAAGGAGUGCCGAUGGCCCCUCCAGACCCAAUUCUCGGGGUUUCAGAAGCAUUUAAGGCAGAUCAAAAUGAUCUGAAGCUCAACCUUGGUGUUGGUGCCUAUAGAACAGAAGAGUUACAGCCUUAUGUCCUCAAUGUGGUCAAGAAGGCUGAAACUCUUAUGUUGGAGAAAGGAGAAAACAAGGAGUAUCUGCCAAUUGAAGGCUUAGCUGCAUUUAACAAAGCAACUGCAGAACUAUUGUUUGGAGCUGAUAAUCCAGUACUCAAGCAAGGACGUGUUGCUACUCUUCAGUCUCUCUCAGGAACCGGGUCGCUGCGCCUUGCUGCAGCAUUUAUACAAAGAUAUUUCCCUGAAGCAAAAGUACUGAUAUCAUCUCCCACUUGGGGCAAUCACAAGAACAUUUUCAAUGAUGCAAAGGUACCUUGGUCAGAGUACCGUUAUUACGACCCCAAGACUGUUGGCUUGGAUUUUGAGGGAAUGAUAGCUGACAUACAGGCUGCCCCAGAUGGAUCUUUUGUUCUGCUGCAUGGUUGCGCUCACAACCCAACUGGAAUAGACCCAACUCCGGAACAAUGGGAGAAAAUUGCAGAUGUCAUUCAAGAGAAGAAACACAUGCCUUUCUUUGAUGUUGCAUAUCAGGGUUUUGCCAGUGGAAGCCUUGAUGAAGAUGCAUCUUCUGUCAGGCUUUUUGUUCAACGGGGACUGGAAGUGUUUGUUGCGCAGUCUUAUAGCAAAAACCUUGGUUUAUAUGCAGAAAGAAUUGGAGCAAUAAAUGUUGUCUGCUCAACACCUGAAGUCGCAAACAGGGUGAAGAGCCAGCUGAAACGAUUGGCACGGCCCAUGUAUUCGAAUCCCCCUAUUCAUGGUGCUAGGAUAGUUGCCAACGUUGUUGGGGAUCCAACCAUGUUUGGUGAAUGGAAACAGGAGAUGGAAGAAAUGGCAGGGCGUAUCAAGAAUGUAAGACAGAAGCUUUAUGAUAGUUUGUCUGCAAAGGACGACAGUGGCAAGGACUGGUCUUUCAUUCUGAGGCAGAUAGGCAUGUUCUCCUACACGGGCUUGAACAAAACUCAGAGUGAUAAUAUGACCGACAAAUGGCACAUAUACAUGACAAAGGAUGGGAGAAUUUCGUUGGCUGGAUUGUCCCUGGCUAAAUGCGAGUACCUAGCUGACGCCAUCAUCGACUCCUUCCAUAACGUUAGCUAGACGAGGAUUCAGGUCACUGCUAUUGUGGUUAAUCCUUCAAUAUGCUGGGAUUUUUGGUUCCUUCCAGCUUGAGUUCUUAGCCAGGAUUGUAUAUCCGGCGCUACGUAAUUUGGAGAUAAUAAUGAAUUUUGUCUGUGCAACAAACUUUGCAUAUGCUUUGUCGAAUGUACACUGGCACUAUGUUAGAAGCUUGAAAUAUCGAAUUGAAUAAUAAUGAGACUAGCAAUAAGCCAAACUAAUUCCAAUUUUA